Molecule: messenger RNA, 3252 nt
Organism: Osmia lignaria (orchard mason bee)
Lineage: Eukaryota; Metazoa; Arthropoda; Insecta; Hymenoptera; Megachilidae
Product: tyrosine-protein phosphatase non-receptor type 7
Biological process (GO): protein dephosphorylation; signal transduction
Cellular component (GO): cytosol; plasma membrane; cell junction
Molecular function (GO): protein tyrosine phosphatase activity; protein kinase binding
Source: RefSeq, a predicted model, not a curated record
AUACGUUCAGACGCCAUUCAGAUGCGUCCGAUGCAAGUUAACCGGCGUCGCGCGACCAAAACAUCGAAGCAUCGUUAGAUAACGAUCAGAAAGACGUUCGUACGUAGAGGGUGGGCUCGUAUCGAGUAGAAGAUCGGGAGAAAAGAAAUCGUAAUUAUCGAUGAGACGAGGCCGAUUAAUUAUUAGCUAUUCACGCGGGAAACACGCGCGGCUGAUUGUCACUCGCACUCUUUCGUUCAAUCGCAAGAGGGUUAAUUCUGGGUUCGCUCGUUGAAUGAACCGACUUGCACGCUGCUGGUCGUUGCUCGGCCCCGUUGAAACGUGUUGGACGUAAAACGAUGAAUUUUUCAAGGAUCGCGUUCAGUGAAAAGAGAAGAAUGGCUAACACGAGGAAGAACGAUAAUGAAAGCGAACAGUGUUUUACGUGUACCUAAAGGUGAGCUUGCCACCAAGUUACCGUCGUUUCAUUCAGAACGAUUCCAGGUGCGAAGAGGAAGGGAAAGGAGUUUGGAGGUAGAAAAGGGACGUUGCACGUGCUUGCCGAGUAAACCUCGAGAAAAUUGCUAUAAGAUUGUCCACUUUUCUUUCGCUUUGAAAACACGACUGCACGGCUACUUUUCUGCCCGAAGAAGUCUACGCUUAAUCUUCUAUGCACUCGUGUAAGAUUAAGGAGGUACAAGUACUCCUUUAACCAAUCACUAUGUAAACGAUGCAAACUAUUAUGAUAUCUCAAGCAAUAAUGACAAUUCAGAUCCCUUGGAGAAAUUUUACUUAAUUACAGAACAAAGGUGGCACACAGAUUCUGUGCUGCCUAUUCCUUUAUUACCAUCUACCGAGGGAAUGUCUGCUCGAUCUCAUCACAGGAUCCCACAGUCCAUAACGGGACUGAAUGAUGCUGGUAUGGAUUUGCAAGCAGCUCAAUUUAGUACCCGUACAGGACAGGUGGUACACUCCACUGCGACAUUAUCAUGGCUAGACUGGCAAUUGCCUCUGUUCGUAGCACUCUGCGCCAUCGCUGGCGCUAUUCUCUUUACAUUCCUGGUUUUGUUAUGGCUGAGGAAACAAAUGUCGCGUGAAAAGGAUACAGAAGAUGGUGAUAGGAGAGGUUUGGUAGAGGAAGGUGCGGUAUGUCCUCCAGAAAAGACUACCAAAGCUACGAAAGGAUCGAUCGAAUGGGUUCAUCAACCUACGGCAAAGGCAUCUAUUCAUACUGUUCAAUCUAUCAAACCGCUUACUCAAGCUACUGGCUUACCAGAGGUAAUGUCGGUAAUGACACCGGAACGUAGACCAGAACCGAUACGCAUAAAAGCUAAAAGAUUACUGGAACGACGUGGAUCAAGUGCAAGUUUGACUAUAGAAUUAGCACCUCCUCCUGAAAGUCCACCGCACAUAGUAACUCCUACUCGCGAGUGUACCGCAGAGGAAUUUUUAUUGAGCGCUGGAAAUGUUCUAUCCAGAACACAGCUUAAAAAGGCUAUCAGUGAUCCGUCAUCGCUGCACAAAGAAUUUUGGGAGGUUCCACUUAAUUUACCAGAUGAACUAGAUAUUUGUGGAUCUGGAGCGAAGAAUAGAUACUGUUCUGUAUUACCGAAUCCACAGUCGAGAGUCGUUUUACCGGGCUCUUCUGACGAUCCUCUUUCUAGUUACAUUAAUGCCAACUAUAUACGAGGAUACGACGGAGAAGACGCUCGUUAUAUCGCAACCCAGGGACCAUUGUCUCACACUGUAGCUGACUUUUGGAAAAUGGUGUGGGCAGACAAGGUCUCUGUUGUCGUUAUGAUAACAAAGUUACACGAAGCUGCGAAAACAAAAUGCGAGGCAUACUUUCCACAGGAUAAAAACGGUCGUGUACAAGCGGGAAAUUUUACUAUUAUCGCGAAUUCUAUCGAUACAAGGGACGGUUACACGAUCAGAGAUCUAGAGCUUAGAUGCGAAGGAGAAAGAAGACAUGUACAGCAUUACUGGUAUGAUUCAUGGCCGGACCAUGCAGUACCUCAAGCUGCAGAUACUCUUGUGAGCUUAGCUGCAGAAGUAAAUUCCCUGCCAGGGCCAGUCGUUGUCCACUGCAGUGCAGGAAUCGGACGAACUGGCUGUUUCAUAGCUUUAGCAACGGGGAUGACGCAGUUAUUGCGAGAUGGAAAUGUAGACGUACUUGGUAUUUUAUGUCAAAUGAGAUACGAUAGAGGAGGCAUGGUUCAAACAGCAGAACAGUACGAAUUCGUUCAUCGUGCACUUUGUCUGUACGAACAAACCCUCGAUGGUGGUAAAUCAUCGAGUUCAGGGGAAUGAAAGAACCGAGGUGAUCGAAUUGAUAGGAAUUAACUAAAAGAAAAAUUCUUCUGAGAAUUACUAUGAAAAGGUUUCUGACACGACUGUUGGAUAUUGUCUGCAACACAUUGAUUCGUCCAGAUCUGAAUACUUUUGCCGUGAAGGAAAUACUAUGAAGAGAAUCUCAAUUUCAACUCGAGAUCCGGUGGAUAUAUCUCAACUGUUUUCACCUAUUCAACAUGAGUUCUGUCUCAUUAAAAAAAAAAGCUGCCAUUUCUAUACUGCCAUGACGAAUUGUUGACAAUUAAUAUCAAGUCACAAAGCUCAAGACAAAGGUAAAUGGUUAAUUGACUCACGUUCUAAGGAACAUAUUCUUAAACGGAAUUAAAACUGUUUGACAAAUGAACAAGAAUAUUUCGAUUUAACUUAUGAAGUAAAACAGAAAAAAAAAAAAAGAAAAGAAUCAGGGUUUGUCAGUGUUGAUUGAAAUUUUUACGUAUUAUCUGUGUGUUACGGGUUAAUCAGUUAUACAGAUUUUGCAGUUACGCUAUUCUUAGUCUUGAACUUUCCACGGUACGAGCAGUUUUUCCUUAACUUUUCAGUGCAGCAAACUGUUGUACAAAUCAAAUUCAGCUGCCCAAUAUACACGAUUACAGAUAACAAUGCUAUUGGAAAUACUUAACUAAAACCAUCAGAUCAUAAAUACAGAAAGGCAGAUUAAAUUCGUUACUAAAUCGGGACCCAGAUCAAUGAGAUAUUUUUAUCCUAUUUGUAGUUCCUAGUUAAUUUUACAGUUUGAUGUAUACAAUGAUUUCCAUGACUUUUAAUUAAUUUAUCAACAAAGACUGAAUGCAGGUAGUACAAUACGUUUAUUAUGUAAGUUAUAAAUCUAACUAGAAAUAAAUAUGCUUCUGUAACAAACUGAAAUUUAUGACAUGCAUGAUGGUCAUAAAUGUAGUUUGAUCUAAAAAAAAAAAAAAUAAC